This is a messenger RNA of Plodia interpunctella (Indianmeal moth), 1748 nucleotides long. RefSeq names its product eukaryotic translation initiation factor 2 subunit alpha (gene eIF2alpha). Gene Ontology annotation, cellular component: eukaryotic translation initiation factor 2 complex; eukaryotic 48S preinitiation complex. The record is from RefSeq and is a predicted model, not a curated record. Lineage: Eukaryota; Metazoa; Arthropoda; Insecta; Lepidoptera; Pyralidae. Bases 150 to 1145 code for a protein of 331 amino acids. The transcript is spliced from 7 exons. Gene Ontology annotation, biological process: translational initiation. Gene Ontology annotation, molecular function: translation initiation factor activity; RNA binding; ribosome binding.
AGCUCAGUACCUACUGUCAUACUGACUGCCUGCUUUCUGCUUUGCUUUUGCUGUCGUCGAAGAAGUCAACGUGAACGGUUUUUAGUGUUUCAUAUCUUAACAAAAAUUAAGAAUACAAUAAGUCAAAUAGUUAUAAACAAUCCGGCAAGAUGCCUCUCUCCUGUCGAUUUUAUCAGGAGAAAUAUCCAGAGGUAGAAGAUGUAGUGAUGGUGAACGUGAGAUCCAUCGCUGAGAUGGGCGCCUACGUCCAUCUACUGGAAUAUAACAAUAUCGAGGGCAUGAUCCUCCUCUCAGAGUUAUCGAGACGUCGAAUUAGAUCCAUCAACAAAUUGAUUAGGGUCGGCAAAACUGAACCUGUUGUGGUCAUAAGAGUGGAUAAAGAAAAAGGUUAUAUUGACUUGUCAAAACGUCGUGUCUCAGCAGAAGAUAUAGACAAAUGCACAGAGCGGUAUGCGAAAGCCAAGGCAGUGAACUCCAUACUCCGGCAUGUUGCCGAGUUGCUGCAUUAUGAGAACUCUGAACAGUUGGAGGAACUGUAUAAAAGGACUGCUUGGUAUUUUGAAGAGAAAUACAAGAAGAAAGCAUCGGCCUAUGAUUUUUUCAAACAGGCUGCUGUGGAUCCCUCAGUCCUAAAUGAAUGCGGUCUUGAUGAGAAAACCAAGGAGGUACUCCUUGCAAACAUCAAGAGGAAACUCACGUCACAAGCGGUAAAGAUCCGAGCUGAUAUAGAGUGUGCGUGCUACGGUUAUGAAGGCAUUGAUGCAGUGAGAGCGGCUCUGAAAUCUGGCCUCGCUCUGUCCACAAGUGAAAUGCCCAUCAAAAUUAAUCUUAUAGCUCCACCUUUAUAUGUAAUGACGACGUCGACGCCCGAGAAAACUGACGGCCUCAAAACACUACAGGACGCGAUCGACAAAAUCAAGGAGACGAUCAUCGCCGCGGGCGGAGUUUUCAACGUGCAGAUGGCUCCUAAAGUGGUGACCGCGACGGACGAGGCGGAGCUGGCGCGGCAGAUGGAGCGCGCGGAGGCUGAGAACGCUGAGGUCGCCGGAGACUCCGCCGAGGAGGACGAGGACCAUGGUAUGGGUGAUGCUGGUAUGGAUGAGGAGCCUCAACAGAAUGGCGCUUCAGGUGACGAAGACGACUGAACUGAAGGGCUGCGGCGUGGCGGGAACGGGCGCGGGCAGCCAGCCAGAGUUAUUUUUUGAAUACAGAAUUACUUUCAAUUGUUAUAUUCGAUUUUUUUAAAACGUUUUUAUUUUUUUUCUUCUCGUAUAUUUUGUGGCCAGGGAUUUCAAGAUUGACUACCAAUUUCAAGAAGAAAUUUAUUUUGUCACAACUAUCCGUUAAAAGUUUCUAAUUAUAUGUUUUACUAACGGGUACUGGACUUCGCCGCUUAGCGGCUGAGGAAGAACCAAGAAAAUGCUCCAUCUAGUCUUAUUUUUAAACGACACUGAACUUAAAAUUUCAUGUUUACUCACAUCAAAAAUUAAGCAAAAAAUAUUUAAAAUAUUGGUCCACCCAAUAUCAAAUGGGUUCUAAGUCUCAAACUAAAAAUAUACAUAUCUUGUCCUCUCUUUUACAUUACAUAUUUACUUCAUCAGAAUAUAUUAUUGCACAUUUUUAAAGAGUAUUCGUAUGUACGUUUGGGGUCCGCGCCCGCCCUUCUGGCUUAGCUGUAAUCGAUAUAACAUAAUGUAAAAGUAUAACAGUCAUGUUAUUACAUCUAUAAUAUACAUUUUUUAUACAAA